Messenger RNA from Sardina pilchardus (European sardine), 2556 nucleotides. RefSeq names its product oculocutaneous albinism II (gene oca2). The record is from RefSeq and is a predicted model, not a curated record. Gene Ontology annotation, cellular component: melanosome membrane. Gene Ontology annotation, biological process: melanocyte differentiation; transmembrane transport; melanin biosynthetic process. The coding region runs from base 1 to 2541 and encodes 846 amino acids. Lineage: Eukaryota; Metazoa; Chordata; Actinopteri; Clupeiformes; Clupeidae. The transcript has 23 exons.
AUGUAUCUGGAGAACAAGGGCAACCUGGAGAUCGAGAUGUCCCAAGCGGGCGCUCCGGGUCAGCAGAGUCGUGCCGGGCACAGGAAGUCCGAGGUCAUGGCGGGGAACUUUGACGAGCUGCGUCUGCUGGAGGGCUUCUCUGACCGCAGGGAGACCCAGAAGCUGCUGCAGGCGGCCGCCAUGCCACCAGGGCACUGUGCCAUCUAUGCCAACACCCAUCAGGAGGACAGUCACAGCUUCAGUGUGGUCAGUUUCCUGCGAGGAAAGACAAACCAGGCCAAACACUCAACAGAGAGGUCUCCUCUUCUGAAGCUCUCCCCGGAUGAUAGCAUUACCUACAUGACCUUGCACGACCCCAGCUUCCCUGGUGGCGAGGAGUCUUCGCUGGACGGCAGCUCCACCGAGGCCGAGAGGAAGUGCCGCCUGGCCGGUGAGGCGGCCGGCGGUGGCAGUGGUCUCUCCCGCUCCUGGUCCUCGGAGAAGUACGACCUGCUGGACAACCGGCACCUGAACUUCAAGCUGUCCAGCAACGUCCGGUAUGGCUUAAAGGUGUUUAAAACCUUCACUAUCUUCAUCAUUGUGGUCCUGUGUUCGCUGUUAUUCAGCAUGUACCCUGAUCGAGAGAACCCCUGGACGAUGCUGGCCGUCUCCUCCACAGAGAGCUACUCUAUGAACCUGACAGAUUUCCGUGGCAACUCCCAGCUGAAGCUACAGAUGGGCGGGCCGUUUCUGGCCCGGGCUGAGGGCAUUCCCACGUCCGGGGACUACAUCCUCGUCCAGAUCGAGCAGACCGAGGAGGUGGGGCCUCGUAGGAGGCGUGCACAGCAGGUCGUCUAUAAUUGGAGCAUCCCCCUGCACUCUCAGCGGAGCGACCAGAUCGUUAGGACGAGGACAUUUGAGAUGCUGAGCAGUUCUCCGGUGGUAAUCACGGUGCAGGCCUUUCUGCUGGACAGCCAGGUGGUGCCCCUCUCCAUGACUCACCAGGCCCUCUUCGCUACCGUGGAAACGCAGGUGCUCAUGGCUGGAAUCAUCCUGGCUGGGGUCUACGUGCUCAUCAUCUUCGAGAUCGUCCAUCGGACACUGGCGGCCAUGCUGGGAUCCCUGGCGGCCCUGGCGGCCCUGGCCUUCGUCGGAGAUAGGCCCAGCCUGAUGACGGUGGUGGAGUGGAUCGACUACGAGACCCUGGCUUUGUUGUUCGGGAUGAUGAUCUUGGUGGCCAUAUUCUCCGAGACGGGCUUCUUUGACUACUGUGCCGUGAAGGCCUACCAGCUGUCCCGGGGCCGAGUGUGGCCCAUGAUCAUCAUUCUCUGCCUGAUCGCCGCCAUCCUCUCUGCCUUCCUGGAUAACGUCACCACCAUGAUGCUCUUCACGCCGGUCACCAUCAGGCUCUGUGAGGUGCUCAACCUGGACCCCAGACAUGUGCUCAUCGCUGAGGUCAUCUUCACCAACAUCGGAGGGGCGGCCACCGCCGUCGGAGACCCGCCCAAUGUCAUCAUCGUCUCCAAUCAGGACCUGCGACAGAAAGGGAUCGAUUUCGCUGGGUUCACGGGCUACAUGUUCCUUGGCAUCUGUCUGGUUCUUCUGACCUCCUUCCCAUUCUUCCGAAUGCUGUACUGGAACAAAAAGCUCUACAACAAGGAACCCAUGGAGAUUGUCGAGCUGAAGCAUGAAAUCCUGGUGUGGAAGCAGACGGCCCAGCGCAUCAACCCUGCCAGCCGCGAGGAGACGGCCGUCAAGCGCCUGCUCACGCAGAAGGUGCUGAACCUGGAGAACCUGCUCCGCCGCCAGCUGCGCUCCUUCCAGUGGCAAAUAUCACAGGAGGACAAAAAUUGGGAGCACAAUAUUCAAGAGCUUCAGAAAAAGCACAGGAUAACUGACAAGGUUCUGCUGGUCAAGUGUGUGUCCGUCCUGGCUGUCGUCAUCCUCAUGUUCUUCCUCAACUCCUUCUUCUCCGGCAUUCAUCUUGAUCUGGGCUGGAUCGCCAUCCUGGGGGCCCUGUGGCUGCUGGUGCUGGCUGACGUCCAGGACUUUGAGAUCAUCCUCCACCGAGUGGAGUGGGCCACCUUACUGUUCUUCGCCGCACUGUUUGUCCUCAUGGAGGCCCUGGCUCAUCUGCAGCUGAUUGACUAUAUCGGUGACCAGACUGCCGCCCUCAUCAAAGCGGUACCAGAAGAGGAGCGCUUGGCCAUCGCCAUUAUCCUGGUGAUGUGGGUCUCCGCCCUGGCCUCCUCGCUCAUAGACAACAUCCCCUUCACCGCCACCAUGAUCCCCGUUCUCAUUAACCUGAGUCAGGAUGAGGACGUCAACCUUCCGGUGAAGCCGCUCAUCUUCGCGCUGGCGAUGGGGGCCUGCUUGGGAGGGAACGGGACGUUGAUUGGGGCAUCAGCCAAUGUGGUGUGUGCAGGGAUCGCAGAGCAGCACGGCUAUGGCUUCUCAUUCAUGGAGUUCUUCAGGCUAGGAUUUCCCAUGAUGCUCAUGACCUGUACGAUCGGCAUGUGUUACCUGUUGGCCACUCACAUUGGACUGGGCUGGAACCUCUAAAACAGCCCCACAUAC